Mus caroli (Ryukyu mouse) is the source of this 6414-nucleotide messenger RNA. Lineage: Eukaryota; Metazoa; Chordata; Mammalia; Rodentia; Muridae. The record is from RefSeq and is a predicted model, not a curated record.
CUGGCCGCGGAGUCAGUCGAAGCUCUCCUCAGCGGCCGGCUGAGCCAGCUGAGGCGGGAGAAAAACAUGGCUCGGACCUUGGAGGGCGCGAAGGGUCGGGUUGCGGUGAAGACCAAGACUCCCGCAGCGUGAGCCAGUGGGUGUUUGAAUUCAGUGACACGAAGGAAGCAUCCCUGUUUGAACAAGAUUACUUAUUAAAGAAGUAUCCCUAAAUCUUUCCAGGUCCUGGUAUUUUGGAAGCUACAAGAAAAAAAGAUUAAGAGGUUUGUUCUCUUUUUUGUGGACAUGGCUCAGAUUUCCAACAACAGUGAAUUUAAACAAUGUUCAUCUUCACAUCCAGAACCAAUAAGAACCAAAGAUGUGAACAAAGCAGAAGCGUUACAGAUGGAAGCAGAAGCCUUAGCAAAACUGCAGAAGGAUAGACAAAUGACUGACAGCCCAAGAGGCUUUGAGCUGUCUAGCAGCACCAGACAAAGAACACAAGGUUUUAACAAACAGGAUUAUGAUCUCAUGGUGUUUCCGGAGUUGGAUUCCCAAAAAAGAGCAGUAGAUAUUGAUGUAGAAAAGCUCACCCAAGCUGAACUUGAGAAGAUAUUGCUGGACGACAAUUUUGAAACUAGAAAAACUCCUGCAUUGCCAGUUACUUCUGUUCUGAGCCCUUCAUUUUCAACACAGCUGUAUCUUAGACCUAGUGUUCAAAGAGGCCAGUGGCCCCCUGGAUUAUGCGGGCCUUCCACAUACACUUUACCUUCUAUUUAUCCUUCAGCAUACAGUAAACAGGCCACAUUCCAGAAUGGCUUCAGUCCAAGGAUGCCCACUUUUCCAUCAACAGAGUCUGUAUAUUUAAGACUUCCUGGACAGUCUCCAUAUUUUUCAUAUCCUUUGACACCUGCCACACCAUUUCAUCCACAAGGAAGUUUACCAGUCUAUCGUCCACUAGUCAGUCCUGACAUGGCAAAACUAUUUGACAAAAUAGCAAGUACCUCAGAAUUUUUAAAAAAUGGGAAAGCGAGGACUGAUUUGGAGAUAGCAAACUCGAAAGCUUCAGUCUGCAAUCUACAGAUAUCUCCAAAGUCUGAAGACAUCAAUAAGUUUGAUUGGUUAGACUUGGAUCCUCUGAGUAAGCCUAAGGUAGACUAUGUGGAGGUGUUAGAACAUGAAGAAGAGAAGAAUAAUCCAGUUUUGCUAGCAGAGGAUCCUUGGGAUGCUGUUCUUCUUGAAGAGAGAUCUCCAAGUUGUCACCUAGAAAGAAAGGUGAAUGGAAAAUCCCUUUCUGGGGCAACUGUAACAAGAAGCCAGUCUUUAAUCAUUCGGACAGCUCAACUUACAAAAGCCCAGGGCCAAGUAUCUCAGAAAGACCCAAAUGGGACCAGUAGUUUGCCAACUGGAAGUUCUCUUCUACAAGAAUUUGAAGUACAGAAUGACGAGGUGGCAGCUUUUUGUCAAUCCAUUAUGAAAUUGAAGACCAAAUUUCCAUAUACCGAUCACUGCACAAAUCCAGGCUAUUUGUUAAGUCCAGUGACAGUGCAAAGAAACAUGUGUGGAAUAAAUGCCAGUGUGAAGGUCUCCAUUGAAAUUGAAGGGUUUCAACUACCAGUUACUUUCACAUGUGAUGUGAGUUCUACUGUAGAAAUAAUUAUAAUGCAAGCCCUUUGCUGGGUACAUGAUGACUUGAAUCAAGUGGAUGUUGGCAGCUACAUUCUGAAAGUUUGUGGUCAAGAGGAGGUUCUACAGAAUAAUCAUUGUCUUGGAAGUCACGAACAUAUUCAAAAUUGUCGAAAAUGGGACACAGAGAUUAAAUUACAGCUCUUGACCUUCAGUGCAAUGAGCCAGAACCUGGCUCGAACAGCAGAAGAUGAUGAAGCACCUGUGGAUUUAAACAAAUACUUGUAUCAAAUAGAAAAACCUUAUAAAGAAGUCAUGACAAGACACCCUGUUGAAGAGCUCUUAGAUUCCUAUCACUACCAAGUAGAACUGGCUCUUCAAACUGAAAACCAGCACCGAGCUGUUGAUCAAGUGAUUAAAGCAGUAAGAAAAAUUUGUAGUGCUUUAGAUGGGGUGGAGACCCCCUCCGUUACAGAAGCAGUGAAGAAGUUAAAGCGAGCAGUUAACCUUCCAAGGAAUAAAAGUGCUGAUGUGACUUCAUUAUCUGGAAGUGACACAAGGAAGAACUCAACUAAGGGGUCACUGAAUCCUGAAAAUCCUGUUCAAGUAAGCAUGGAUCACCUAACAACAGCGAUUUAUGAUCUUCUCAGGCUCCAUGCAAAUUCUAGUAGGUGUUCUACAGGCUGUCCCCGAGGUAGCAGGAACAUCAAGGAAGCAUGGACUGCAACAGAGCAGCUCCAGUUCACUGUCUAUGCUGCACACGGAAUUUCCAGUAACUGGGUAUCAAAUUAUGAAAAAUACUACUUGAUAUGUUCCCUGUCUCACAAUGGGAAGGAUCUUUUUAAACCUAUUCAGUCAAAGAAGGUUGGCACGUAUAAGAAUUUCUUCUAUCUUAUUAAAUGGGAUGAACUAAUCAUUUUUCCUAUCCAGAUCUCGCAGUUGCCAUUAGAAUCAGUUCUUCAUCUUACUCUGUUUGGAGUUUUAAAUCAGAGCAGUGGAAGUUCCCCUGAUUCUAAUAAACAGAGAAAGGGGCCAGAAGCUCUGGGCAAAGUUUCUUUAACUCUAUUUGAUUUUAAACGGUUUUUAACAUGUGGGACUAAACUUCUCUACCUUUGGACUUCAUCACAUACAAAUUCUAUUCCUGGAGCAAUGCCCAAAAAAGGCUAUGUCAUGGAAAGAAUUGUGCUACAGGUUGAUUUUCCUUCUCCUGCAUUUGACAUUAUUUAUACAUCUCCUCAAAUUGAUAGACCCAUUAUACAGCAGUACAAGUUGGAAACACUGGAGAGUGAUAUAAAGGGGAAACUUCUGGAUAUUAUUCACAGAGAUUCAUCAUUUGGACUAUCUAAAGAAGAUAAGGUCUUUUUGUGGGAAAACCGCUAUUAUUGCCUAAAACAUCCAAAUUGUCUUCCGAAGAUAUUAGCAAGUGCUCCAAACUGGAAGUGGGCUAAUCUUGCCAAAACUUACUCAUUGCUGCAUCAGUGGCCGCCAUUGUGCCCACUAGCUGCAUUGGAGCUCCUUGAUGCAAAAUUUGCUGAUCAGGAGGUGCGAUCGCUUGCUGUGAGCUGGAUGGAGGCCAUUAGUGAUGAUGAGCUAGCAGAUCUGCUCCCACAGUUUGUACAGGCUUUGAAAUAUGAAAUUUAUUUGAAUAGUUCACUAGUGCGCUUCCUUCUGUCCAGGGCAUUGGGAAACAUCCAGAUAGCACACAGUUUGUAUUGGCUUCUCAAGGAUGCUUUGCAUGAUACACACUUUGGAAGCAGAUAUGAACAUGUGUUGGGUGCUCUCCUCUCUGUAGGAGGAAAAGGACUCAGAGAAGAGCUUUCUAAGCAGAUGAAACUUGUACAGCUUUUAGGAGGAGUGGCAGAAAAAGUAAGACAGGCUAGUGGAUCAACAAGACAGGUCGUCCUCCAAAAGAGUAUGGAACGGGUACAGUCCUUUUUUCUGAGAAAUAAAUGCCGUCUUCCUCUCAAACCAAGUCUAGUGGCAAAAGAACUAAAUAUUAAGUCAUGUUCGUUCUUCAGUUCUAAUGCUAUGCCUCUGAAAGUCACAAUGGUGAAUGCUGAUCCUCUGGGGGAAGAAAUUAAUGUCAUGUUUAAGGUUGGUGAAGAUCUGCGGCAAGAUAUGUUAGCUUUACAGAUGAUAAAGAUUAUGGAUAAGAUCUGGCUUAAAGAGGGACUGGAUCUGAGGAUGGUGAUAUUCAAAUGCCUGUCAACUGGCCGAGAUCGAGGCAUGGUGGAGCUAGUUCCUGCUUCAGAUACCCUCAGGAAAAUCCAAGUGGAAUAUGGUGUAACAGGAUCCUUUAAAGAUAAACCACUUGCUGAGUGGCUGAGGAAAUACAAUCCUUCUGAAGAAGAAUAUGAAAAGGCUUCUGAGAACUUUAUCUACUCUUGUGCUGGGUGCUGUGUAGCCACCUAUGUUUUAGGCAUUUGUGAUCGGCACAAUGACAACAUAAUGCUUCGAAGUACAGGACACAUGUUCCACAUUGACUUUGGAAAGUUUUUGGGCCAUGCACAGAUGUUUGGUAGCUUCAAAAGGGACCGAGCUCCUUUCGUGCUUACCUCUGACAUGGCAUAUGUCAUUAAUGGAGGUGAAAAGCCCACCAUUCGCUUCCAGUUGUUUGUGGACCUCUGCUGUCAAGCCUACAACUUGAUAAGAAAGCAAACAAACCUCUUUCUUAACCUUCUCUCACUGAUGAUUCCUUCAGGAUUGCCAGAACUUACAAGCAUUCAGGAUUUGAAAUAUGUUAGAGAUGCACUUCAGCCCCAAACUACAGAUGCUGAAGCUACUAUUUUCUUUACUAGGUAUGGCAUGUUUAAUUUUGUCAAAAAGUCCUUUGUGACAAAAAGACUAGGGAUGUCGCUCAGAGGUAGAGUCCUUAUCCUCUCCUCUGUAAAGUCCUGCCCAGAUAAACACUAUAUUUAUGUGGUUCGAAUUCUGAGAGAAGGACACCUUGAACCAUCAUUUGUAUUCCGGACAUUUGAUGAAUUUCAGGAACUUCACAAUAAGCUCAGUAUUAUUUUUCCUCUUUGGAAAUUACCUGGCUUUCCUAAUAGGAUGGUUCUUGGAAGAACACACAUAAAAGAUGUUGCAGCGAAGAGGAAAAUUGAAUUAAACAGUUAUUUACAGAGUUUGAUGAAUGCAUCAACAGAUGUAGCAGAGUGUGAUCUUGUUUGUACUUUUUUCCACCCUUUACUUCGUGAUGAGAAAGCUGAAGGAAUAGCUAGGUCUGCAGGUGCAGUUCCCUUCAGCCCAACUCUGGGCCAAAUAGGAGGAGCAGUAAAGUUAUCUGUUUCUUACCGAAAUGGCACCCUCUUCAUCAUGGUGAUGCACAUCAAAGAUCUCGUGACUGAAGAUGGGGCUGACCCAAAUCCAUAUGUCAAAACAUACCUGCUUCCAGAUACCCACAAAACGUCAAAACGUAAAACCAAAAUUUCACGUAAAACUAGGAACCCAACAUUCAAUGAAAUGCUUGUAUAUAGUGGAUACAGCAGAGAAACUCUGAGGCAGAGAGAACUUCAAUUGAGUGUACUCAGUGCAGAAUCUCUGCGGGAGAAUUUCUUCUUGGGAGGAAUAACCCUGCCACUGAAAGAUUUCAACUUGAGCAAAGAGACAGUUAAGUGGUAUCAGCUGACUGCGGCAACAUACCUAUAAACUUCAGACUUCUGAGCUUUGGAAACAAGGAGUUAUAAAUGUGUGCGCAUGCGCACAUGCACACACUUGGGAACUUUGUAUAAUUUCAUACUGUGGCAGAAAUUAUAAACUUAACAUGUUGGACCAACUGUCAGUCAUAUGACUAACUUUUAUAGAAGCCAUUGCUAUUUCAAAGUUAUUUUGUUGAGUGCUACCAAUCCCAAACUUAAUAUAUACUAAGUCCUGAGAAAGACUUUGACAUAAUACUGUGUCAUUUUGGUCACCUUGUCUGUACUCUUCCUCUUCCUACACAGACGCAGCAAAUUGUUUUUUGUUAUGCACCUCACAGCCUUUACCACUGUGUAUGUUCACAGACACCAAAGGAAAGAUGCAGCUGCUACUCAACAGGCUGAAAAGCAAAGCACAAAUAGUAGUCAGAAUGCUGAGAACUACUAAGUCGUUUAUAGAAUAGAAAAAAAUACGAUUUGUAUUCAUUGUUAAAGCCUUUUCAGAGUAAGUGCCAAUGACUGAAGUUGUAAAUAACAGUGCCUUACUUAACUCAUGCUUCACUGGCACUCCACUUCUGAUUAAAGAGCAAGUAGUUUUCAUGCAUUUUCACCCACCUUACUGAAGACAGCAUGUCAUGUACAUUUACUAAUGCAUGUCAUGUACAUUUACUAAUGGUUUCUCCACAGAAAUACUAUUUCCUCUACUUCUGGUUGUUUUCACUAUUAAGCUAUUUAACUUAAUGUUUAUUGCCCCGUAAUUGAAUGAGAUUCAUUGAUAUUCUAAAUUGGUAUUUCAAAUUCUAUCAUUCCAUUAUCAUUUGUAAGGGUGCGAACUGAAAUUGGAGUUUCACUUCUAUGCAUUUAUACUUUACUCCCUCAUUAAACAAAUGGAAAUUGUUCAGCCUUAUUCCCUGUUUUGUUUGGUAAGGUGCCCAGGCAGGAUAAGGAGUUUAAUUUAGACAUUUAUGGAAGGUGGUGUGUAAACUGUCCUGUUUUUGUAAACAUUGUACAUUCACAUGGAAGAAUUAUUUUCUGUAAUACAAUGAAAUGAAAAUUGCAAGAGAGAAGUGUGAAGAUACUGUGGAGUAGACAUUAAGAAUAAGAUUCAUUUUUAAAGCCAGGCAUGGUGGCGCACGCCUUUAAUCCCAGCACUUGGGAGGCAGAGGCAGGUGGA